AUGAAAGAGAAGUCCAAAAAUGCUGCCCGGACUAGACGGGAGAAAGAAAACAGUGAAUUUUAUGAACUGGCUAAAUUACUACCCCUGCCCUCCGCUAUCACCUCGCAGCUGGACAAAGCAUCCAUAAUCAGGCUCACCACCAGCUAUUUAAAAAUGAGGGUGGUUUUUCCAGAAGGACUUGGAGAAGCCUGGGGCCACUCCAGCCGAACCAGCCCGCUGGAUAAUGUUGGACGGGAACUGGGAUCCCAUCUUUUGCAGACGUUGGACGGUUUCAUAUUUGUCGUGGCUCCUGAUGGCAAGAUCAUGUACAUCUCGGAGACUGCCUCGGUGCACCUGGGCUUGUCGCAGGUCAUUCACUGCAGCGGGUACCUGAAGAUCCGCCAGUACAGCCUGGACAUGUCCCCCUUCGGCGGCUGCUACCAGAACGUUGGCUUGGUGGCCGUGGGCCACUCGCUGCCGCCCAGCGCCGUGACGGAGAUCAAGCUCCACAGCAACAUGUUCAUGUUUCGGGCCAGCCUGGACAUGAAGCUCAUAUUCCUAGAUUCCAGGGUAGCUGAGCUAACAGGUUACGAGCCCCAGGACCUGAUAGAGAAGACCCUUUACCACCAUGUCCAUGGCUGUGACACCUUCCACCUGCGAUGCGCGCAUCACUUGUUGCUGGUGAAGGGGCAAGUGACCACCAAGUACUACCGCUUCCUGGCCAAGCACGGCGGCUGGAGCAGCCCCUCUCCGUGUUUCUCGCGCUUUAUGCCACGGCCCUUGCCGCAGGCGAACGGGGAAUUGCCCAGGCAGAGGUCAGGGUGUCCUAGGGCUACGGCACCGGGGACCCGCAGGCAGCUGGCGCGACAGAGCGGUGCUGCGCCAGGACCGCUGCGUGCUUCGGGGGCCAGACUGACACGUAGGAGGACUAUAGUUGUUCGGAGGACGAGGCUACACCACGGCGCGACGUCGUUACGCCUCGGUGUAAGGUUCCCCUUGAGCUCUUUGCUUCAUUGCCUCCAGCGCGGAGAACGGGGAGCGGGCAGGGAAGGAGCAGGGCUGGCUAAAACGCAGCUGCUGCUGCAGUCCCUUAAGGACGACAGUGGAUCACUCCAGCAAACCAAGAGCAGCCGAGAUGUGCGCGGCGAGUCCCUCCCGCGCUUCGCCCACCCUGCACCGUGUGCGUGGCAGAGCCGCUUGUGCAGAUGCGGAGGCGCAGGUUUGCAGCCUCGUCAAGUUAUAAACCCAGCUAGGAGAAACCUGCUUAUGGAUGAGAAAGACGAACCUUUGCAUAUCGGCUCUUGUGUGCGGAAGCCGAGGGGAAGGCAAAAGAGGUGCGAACCAGCGGUUUUGUGUUUUGAAGGGUCACGUUUGGGGCUGCAGGGUGGAGCUCGAAAGAGAAGUGCGGAUGGUGCAGCCAUCGAUCCUCGGUUUUUCAUGAUGCUAGCUCUAUUAGAUCAGGAUACUGAAUAUAAAGGACUACAGCUCUCCCUGGAUCAGGUCACUGCUACCAAGCCGGCAUUCUCAUACGCAAAUUCAACUCCGACCAUAACGGAUAAUAGAAAGGGAAGCAAAUCUCGCCUCUCGAGCACAAAGUCAAAAUCAAGGACAUCACCGUACCCACAGUAUUCUGGAUUUCACACCGAGAGAUCCGAGUCCGACCACGAGAGCCAGUGGGGCGGGAGCCCCCUGACCGAUACAGCUUCUCCCCAGCUGCUGGAGCCCACGGACAGACCGAACUCCCAGCACCAUGAUGUCUCCUGUGCCUACAGGCAGUACUCAGACCGCAGUGCCCUCUGCUAUGGUUUUACACUCGACCACUCCAGGCUGACUGAUGACCGACAUUUCCAUACUCAGGCCUGUGAAGGAGGCAGAUGUGAAGCUGGCCGGUAUUUCCUUGGCACACCGCAGCCAGGAAGGGAGAGCUGGUGGGGCUCCCGUUCAGCCUUGCCCCUGACUAAGUCAUCCCCUGAGAGCAGAGAAGCAUAUGAAAACAGUAUGCCCCACAUAACUUCAGUGCACAGGAUUCAUGGGAGAGGACACUGGGAUGAGGACAGUGUCGUUAGCUCACCUGAUCCUGGCUCUGCCAGUGAAUCAGGUGACCGUUAUCGUCCUGAGCAAUAUCAGAGCAGUCCACAUGAACCGAGCAAAAUUGAAACUCUAAUAAGAGCCACCCAGCAAAUGAUUAAAGAGGAAGAAAACAGACUACAGCUGCGGAAAACAACCCCUGAUCCACUGGUGUCCAUUAAUGGCACAGGGAAGAAGCACACUAUCUGUUUUGCAAACUACCCUCAGCAGCAGUUGGCAGGGGAUGUCUGUCGAGUCCCGACGAUUGCCAACACUCCUCCCUGUGAACACAUCCAGCAACGAGAUGGAAAGAUUAUGAGCCCACAUGAAAAUGACUAUGACAACAGCCCCACAACACUGUCUAGGAUAAGCAGCCCCAGUUCUGACCGAAUAUCAAAAUCCAGCUUGGUACUAGCUAAAGACUACCUGCAUUCAGACAUGUCUCCUCAUCAAACGCCAGGGGACCAUCCAGCAGCCUCUCCAAAUUAUUACAGCUCCCAUAGGCAGUACUUUGAUAAGCACGCUUACACAUUAACUGGAUAUGCCCUGGAGCAUCUAUAUGACACUGAAACCAUUAGAAACUAUUCACUAGGCUGUAAUGGCUCACACUUUGAUGUAACUUCUCACUUAAGGAUGCAGCAAGAUCCAGCACAAGGACACAAGGGGACAUCCGUUAUAAUAACCAAUGGAAGCUGA
This is a messenger RNA of Opisthocomus hoazin, 2742 nucleotides long. The record is from RefSeq and is a predicted model, not a curated record. Lineage: Eukaryota; Metazoa; Chordata; Aves; Opisthocomiformes; Opisthocomidae.